This is a messenger RNA of Mustela erminea (ermine), 12839 nucleotides long. It is a transcript of the gene UNC79, whose product is annotated as unc-79 homolog, NALCN channel complex subunit. The record is from RefSeq and is a predicted model, not a curated record. Gene Ontology annotation, molecular function: protein binding. The transcript is spliced from 53 exons. NCBI's taxonomy places the organism in Eukaryota, Metazoa, Chordata, Mammalia, Carnivora, Mustelidae. Bases 4471 to 12690 code for a protein of 2739 amino acids.
UAGAUAAUUUUUAUUUUUUUUCAUUGGACUUACCUAAAGUUUUUGCCUUUAUAUGAUAAUAAGCAAAGACUGAUAGAAAUUUAAAAAUAGGAAUGGAUUGUUAUUUAAAAAUAGUGACAUAGGAAAAUGCUUGAGAUUUAAAGAAAGAAUGAUUUAAAACUAAUAUAUGAUCCCAGUUUUGUUAAGUAAAACAUUAUCCAAAUGGCUAUUAAAAAUUGUGCUAACUACUGCGGAAGAGAAAAGAAUAGGGUGUUAUGAUAAAGCAAAAUGAAGGUGGAGGAAAGAGAAUCUGUUUAGACAGGGAAGGCAGCAAAGACGUCCAUAAGGAAGUGAUAUUUUAAGCCAGCCUUGGAGUAACAGUAGGAGUUAGCCUGUUAAACGUGGAAGGAAAAACAUUCUAGGAAGAGUGAUAAGCAUUAUAGAGGUUUUUAGGCCAAAAAGUGGCUUUGACCAGUUCAGAAAACUGAAGCAAGAACCAAUGUAUCUGGCUCUAAAAGUAUGACAUGAAGUUGGAAAGGAGGCAGGGACCUUGUAUAAUAUGGUAGGGAUUUGGGAUUUUGUUCUGAUGGUUAUGGGCAGCCACUGAAGGAUUUGCAUGAAAUAGUUUGUAUUUUGAAAAGAUCUCUUGGACUGCUCUGAGGAGGAAGAACUGGAAAGGGGCAAGAGAGAACCAGGGAGAUGAGUAAGGAGACUUUUACAAUUGAUUGGGAGAUGAUGGUGCCCAGUUAAGAUAGUGAAGAUAAAGAACAGAAAAGCGAUUGGAGGUAUAUUCUGGUGAUAGCAUUGACAGGACUUAGUGACAGGUUGGAUUGAGGGUGUGAGGGAGAGGGAACAGGAGCUGUUAGGGAUGAUUUUUAGAAUACCUUGUUGGGGUGACUUGGUAUAUUGCAUAGAUGGUGGAGUAGGUUUUUUUUGAAGAGUAAGGGAUGAGAAAAAUGUUCAGCAUGGAGCACGUUUAACUUGCAAUAUCUGUAAGACUGCUAAGGAGAGAUGUUGAAUAGAUGAGGUCUGUUACCCAGAAGAGCUACAGGUCUGGGACAGAGAUAUGCAUUUAAGAGUUGUUGGCACAGAUCAUGCUGUAGGCACUAUGGAUGGAUGGGAUUGGCUGUGGAGAGAAUCUGGAGUGAGUGGAACAAAGAGUCUAGGGCUGAGCCCUGAGGAAAUCUGAUAUGAAACAUCAAGCAAUGGGGAAAGGCUAGGAGAAUGUGGGGUCGCUGCAAAGCCAGUGGGAGUGAGUGUCAAGGAGGAAGGGCUUGGCUGUAUGGAAUGUGUUGAAAGGUCUGCUAAAAUGAUGACUAGAAAGUGUCCAUUGGAUCUGGCAACGUGGAGGCUCUGUGUGAUGGUGGGAGAAGGGGAGACAGUGCAGUGGUGCAGGUGCAUGACUGACUGGAGUGAAUAGAAGAAUUGGAAGUGAUGGAGAGAUGAGAGAUUGUACACAACUUACAAUCUUGGCUCUCAAGAGAGAGGCCAGUGCUGGAUGGGAAUGUCAAGUCAGGGAGAGGUUUUUUGUUUCCUUUUAACAAGGGACAUUCUAGAGUUUAUUUGAAUGCUAAUGGAAAUGACUUAGUGGGAGGGGAACACUAGUGGUCCUAUUGAUGAUGUUUGAUUGGAAGAGGAAAGAAGGAGAUGUGGGUAGGCUUUGAUGUCUGCUCUGUGUUGAGUAGGUACUAGGUACUAUGCUAAGUGGUUGGCACAGGGACUUAAAAUUCACAGUAGCUCCAUGAGGUUGGUAUGAUUAUCCCUAUUUUACAGAUGAGGAAUGGGGGGUGAAUAGAGGUAGAGCCAAAGUCUUGAUCCAGAACUGUCUGAUUUCAGAGCUUGGACUCUUAGCUCUGACUUACACUCUUGGAGAAUUUCCUCUGUGGUGGUGUAUUAGUUUGCUAGGCUGCCAUCACAAACUAGGUGGCAUAAACAACAGGAAUUAAUUUUCUCGCUGUCCUGGAUGCCAGAAGUCCAAGAUCAAGGUGUCAGCAGCUUUAGUUUCUCCUGAGGCCUGUCUCCUUGGGCUGCAGAUGGCCGCCUUCCUCGUGUCCUCACAUGGCCUUUUCUCUGUGCACAUGUAUCCCUGGUGUCUGUCUUAUAUCCUAAUGUCCUCUUCUUAGAAGGGCACCAGGCAGACUGGAUUAGAGCCUACUCUAAGGGUCUUAAUUUUGACUUAAUCACCACUUUAAGGCCUUAUCUCCAAAUACAGUUACAUUUUGACAUUAAGCCUUCAAUAUAUGAUUUUGGGGGUGGAGGGUACUAUGCAGUCCGUAACAGAUGGCGUCUGCUUUCUUAAAAGUAUAAGGAAAAGAGUGGGUGUGGGGGAGUUUUGGAAAACACGGAGAGAGAUGAAACAGUGAUUGAAGAAGGUAGUAGAAGGAGCUUAUUGGAGAAAUGUAGUCUGAGGGUCAGUCGAGUUUGGAGGUCGUUUCUGUAUAUCUCAACUAUCUGAGUUUCUGCAGCAAUAUUCAUGCAGCAAUACAUGGUUGAGUAAAGAGUAAGACCUCUGUGCUGCAGUGAGGCUGCUGGUGGCUCACAUGGGCUUAGCAACCAGCCAAACCUCCUUUUUUUUUGGUGCACAAAGUUGAAAGGUUUAUGUGUUCUAGUCACCUCCCCAGCACAAUUACAAAUCACUGUAUGUCAGGGGCCUUCCUGGAUGUUCUCUAAUAGUCGAAAACAUGAAAGUUAUUUAUAAAUAAGUCUACCACCGCUAAGAUUUUGUUGCAUUUGCCAAUGUAAAAAUUAGCGUGACCAUUUUUCCAACCAGUUCUAGAAGUUGUCCUUCAUGAUUACUCACCACUAUCUUUGUUCUUCUUUCUCUCCCCUUCAUUCUUUCUGCCCCGUUUCCAUCUUCACUCAUCGGUUAUUUUUUUGGCCACCUCCUAGACGUCUGGCAUUAGGAAUAAAAAGAGGCAGCAAUCUAGUGUGGGAGACAGACAUGUAUAUAUUACAGAACCAACACCCCCAAAUGAUAGGGGAUAUCAUCAAAGUGAUAAUUCUUUUGUUCAUUUAUCCUGCAAAUGUAUCAACUGCUUACCAAGUGGCAGGCAAUGUGUUAGGCUUGGGAUAGAGACAGGAGUCAGACACAGUUUCUACCUUCAAGAAACUUACAACCUGGCAUAGAAAACAAACAGGUAAGUAAAUAAAGACAAUGCAAUGUGACAUUUGUAAAAUAUUAAGAGGUCUCCAAGUAGGGAAGGAUUCUUUUCUUUGUUCUCCCUUGCAUGUUUGGAUACCUGUUGAAAGGAGCCACGGCUGCAUUUUAACAAAAGGAACUUUAAAAAGAAUAUUCAUUCAUUCCACACACAGUUUUGAAUCCUUGUCUUUGUUGUGUAGUGCCAGUUUUGUAGCUGUUAAAUUAUGAGCAAGUGCUGAGUUUGGGAUCUUUGGCUUUUCUCUUCACAUGAGUUUAUUGUCCACAACCUGCCCCAUCAACACCUUUUUUUAGGUGGUAGAAUGAUUAAUGGUAUUCCUGAAAUACUUGACGGAAACCUGCUGAUUAUUAAAACUGGGAGAAGUCAUAGUAACAAAGCUUUACUGUGAUGGUGGGUGAGCAGAAGGCACAUGCUGCUGAGUAUUGAUCUCAGAAACUAUGUAUUAAUGUGUGUGUGGGGUCCCUGUCACAGGAUUUUAAAAAGGCGGUGAACACACUGAGAUCAAAAACACCGAGAACGAAAUGGGUUUUUGUAAAUUAUGUAGGAGCUUCAAGUAUCGCUUCUUUUUACCUUAUCUCAGGAAAAAAGUUAUUUACAACCAAAUACUUUUGAGGUUCCUUGAGACAAUGGAUAUAAACUUGUUGCUUUCUUCAGAGGUGAUGUCUAUACAAAAUCAAGGUAUUAUUAUCUGCCAUGCAGACUUAUUUUUGUGGGGAAAUGCUAACCAUAUUAUGGAAAUAGUACAGGUAGUAGGAGGGAGAAAAGGCAGAUUUGAUCAAUGGUAUAUGUGGGAUUUAGAAUCAACGAUUAACCUAAAAACAGCUGGGAAUUGCUUUGAUAUCAUGCAGCGAACACCCACUAUCUGCAUAUUGACUUCCUCUCAGAGUCGUGUUCUAGAGUAUGUCACAGCGGAAAGAGCACAGGAUGGGGGCCAGGGGUAUAAGAUCUGAUCUAGCUCUGCCACUGACAACUUAAUUGCCUCAUUUUCCCCAUCUUUAAAAUGACAUGGUUUUGGGAAAAGGUCCCUAAGGUCCCUCCAGUUGUGAUAUGUCAUCAUUCUGUGAUUCUACGUCCCACGCCUGUCAAAAGCAUUUUGACUUUUCUUAAGUUGCUUACACCAGCAUUUCAGUUAGAAUGCGUCCAGGAGCUUGUAUCCGUGGGCUGUUGGGAACAGCAAGACCUUGCUUCUCCAGGACUUGAUAUGUCUUCUGUUAACUGCUGACAGUGAGCCAUACCACCUAAAAGGCUCCCUUGGUAGCCGUAAAGAUUGAAAGGACAAAUGGACAGUGUUGAGAGCUCUGUGGAAGAGGAGACCUGAGAGACGGUGAUCAUCAUGGCCCCUUGGGAUUUGCAAAGAGGAAUGACUAGAACUGGGCCAUUCACUGCAGCCAGGUCAAAGGUCAGGUCAGGAAUGUGGACAAUGCUGGUGACUCCAGUUGCUUCCAAGAUUCGGUACUUACAAGAAUAUCAUAACCGGGUUCUUCACAACAUUUAUCCUGUACCUUCAGGGACAGAUAUUGCAAACACCCUGAAAUACUUUUCUCAGACCUUGUUAAGAAGACAAAGGAAAUCGAGCAUUUUGUCCCGCACAGGGAAGAAGGAAAACCAAGAUGCCUCCAAUUUGACAGUGCCCAUGACCAUGUGUCUUUUUCCUGUGCCAUUCCCACUCACCCCAUCUCUAAGACCGCAGGUCAGUUCCAUCAACCCUACUGUUACUCGCUCCCUCCUUUACAGCGUCCUGCGAGAGGCCCCCUCUGAACGCGGCCUGCAGAGUCGUGAUGCUCACUUGUCAGACUACCCUUCUUUGGACUAUCAAGGCCUCUACGUGACUUUGGUGACUCUCCUGGAUCUAGUUCCUUUACUACAGCAUGGCCAACACGAUCUUGGACAGUCGAUAUUUUAUACAACUACAUGUUUGCUACCCUUUCUCAAUGAUGAUAUUCUGAGUACUUUGCCCUACACGAUGAUAUCAACGUUAGCUACCUUUCCUCCAUUUCUGCACAAGGAUAUUAUUGAAUAUCUUAGCACAUCUUUUCUACCAAUGGCUAUAUUGGGUUCCUCAAGGAGAGAAGGCGUUCCUGCCCAUGUUAAUCUGUCUGCAUCAUCCAUGCUUAUGAUUGCAAUGCAAUACACAUCCAACCCAGUGUAUCAUUGUCAAUUAUUGGAAUGCCUCAUGAAAUAUAAGCAAGAAGUCUGGAAAGAUCUUUUGUAUGUGAUCGCCUAUGGGCCUUCACAGGUGAAGCCUCCUGCUGUGCAAAUGCUGUUCCAUUACUGGCCCAAUUUAAAGCCUCCUGGGGCAAUAAGUGAAUACAGGGGCUUGCAGUAUACAGCUUGGAAUCCCAUCCACUGCCAGCACAUUGAAUGCCACAACGCAAUUAACAAGCCAGCUGUGAAGAUGUGUAUAGACCCUUCCCUGUCUGUAGCUCUGGGGGAUAAACCACCUCCAUUGUAUCUCUGUGAAGAAUGCAGCCAGAGAAUUGCAGGGGACCACAGUGAAUGGUUGAUUGAUGUUCUUCUGCCACAAGCUGAAAUAUCUGCUAUAUGUCAGAAGAAGAACUGCAGUUCUCACGUAAGAAGAGCGGUGGUCACCUGCUUUUCAGCGGGGUGCUGUGGCCGUCACGGAAACAGGCCUGUUCGGUACUGCAAAAGAUGCCACUCGAAUCAUCACAGCAAUGAAGUGGGGGCUGCCUCGGAGACGCACCUGUAUCAGACCUCCCCUCCGCCCAUCAACACUCGGGAAUGCGGCGCCGAGGAGCUGGUCUGCGCGGUGGAGGCGGUGAUCAGCUUGUUGAAAGAAGCCGAGUUUCAUGCAGAGCAGCGGGAAUAUGAACUGAACCGCCGGCGGCAGCUGGGCCUUUCCUCUUCCCAUCAUUCCCUGGAUAACACUGACUUUGACAACAAGGACGAUGAUAAACACGACCAGCGGCUACUCAGUCAAUUUGGAAUAUGGUUUUUAGUGAGCCUCUGUACACCCAGUGAGAACACACCUACGGAAAGCUUGGCCAGGCUGGUGGCCAUGGUGUUUCAGUGGUUUCACUCCACAGCCUAUAUGAUGGAUGAUGAAGUUGGGAGUUUGGUGGAAAAACUGAAGCCUCAGUUUGUCACCAAGUGGUUGAAGACAGUAUGUGAUGUUCGCUUUGAUGUCAUGGUCAUGUGCCUUCUUCCCAAACCAAUGGAGUUCGCCAGGGUCGGUGGAUACUGGGAUAAAUCCUGCAGCACAGUGACUCAGUUGAAGGAAGGGCUCAACCGAAUCCUCUGCCUGAUCCCCUACAAUGUGAUCAGUCAGUCUGUGUGGGAGUGUAUUAUGCCGGAGUGGCUAGAAGCCAUCAGAACAGAAGUCCCAGAUAACCAGUUAAAAGAAUUCAGGGAAGUAUUAAGCAAAAUGUUUGACAUUGAGCUCUGUCCUCUACCUUUUUCAUUGGAAGAAAUGUUUGGCUUUAUUAGUUGCCGGUUCACAGGAUACCCUUCCUCUGUUCAGGAACAAGCUUUAUUGUGGCUUCAUGUCUUAUCAGAGUUAGACAUCAUGGUUCCACUUCAACUAUUGAUAAGUAUGUUUUCUGAUGGAGUUAAUUCUGUUAAAGAACUGGCAAAUCAAAGAAAAUCAAGAGUCAGUGAACUAGCAGGGAACCUUGCAGCUCGAAGGGUGAGUGUUGCCUCUGAUCCGGGCCGGCGAGUUCAGCACAAUAUGCUGAGUCCAUUUCAUAGCCCUUUCCAGAGUCCAUUUCGGAGUCCUAUGCGUAGUCCAUUUCGUAGCCCUUUCAAGAAUUUUGGACACCCAGGAGGAAGGACUAUUGACUUUGAAUGUGAAGAUGAUGAAAUGAAUCUAAAUUGUUUCAUCCUCAUGUUUGAUCUUCUCCUGAAGCAGAUGGAGUUACAAGAUGAUGGGAUCACAAUGGGUUUAGAGCACAGCUUAUCAAAGGACAUCAUUUCCAUUAUAAACAAUGUCUUCCAAGCCCCCUGGGGGGGCUCCCACACCUGCCAGAAAGAUGAAAAAGCAAUUGAGUGUAACUUAUGCCAGUCUAGUAUUCUCUGCUAUCAGCUUGCUUGUGAACUCCUGGAGAGACUAGCUCCUAAAGAAGAAAGCCGGCUUGUGGAGCCCACAGACAGCCUUGAGGAUAGCCUCCUUUCUUCCAGACCAGAGUUUAUUAUAGGCCCUGAAGGUGAGGAGGAGGAGAAUCCAGCAACCAGGCAUGGGGAGAACCCAGGCGAUUGCACCGAGCCCACGGAACAUGCUGCAAUAAAGAAUGACACUGAGAGAAAGUUUUGCUACCAACAGCUUCCUGUAACUUUGAGGCUAAUAUACACCAUUUUCCAGGAAAUGGCGAAGUUUGAAGAGCCAGACAUCCUUUUUAAUAUGCUCAAUUGCCUGAAGAUUCUCUGUCUACAUGGAGAGUGUUUAUACAUUGCUAGAAAAGACCAUCCUCAAUUUUUAGCCUACAUUCAGGAUCAUAUGUUGAUUGCAAGCCUGUGGAGAGUCGUCAAAUCUGAGUUCUCCCAACUAUCUUCAUUGGCAGUUCCUCUGCUUCUCCAUGCUUUGUCACUUCCUCAUGGUGCUGACAUCUUCUGGACAAUCAUAAAUGGCAAUUUCAACAGCAAAGACUGGAAGAUGAGGUUUGAAGCAGUGGAAAAAGUGGCUGUAAUUUGUAGAUUUUUGGAUAUUCACUCAGUGACCAAAAACCACCUGCUGAAGUACUCCCUGGCACAUGCCUUCUGCUGCUUUCUCACAGCUGUGGAGGAUGUCAACCCAGCGGUGGCUACCAGGGCUGGUCUCCUGCUUGACACCAUAAAGAGGCCAGCAUUGCAGGGUCUGUGUCUCUGUCUUGAUUUCCAGUUUGAUACUGUGGUUAAAGACAGACCCACAAUACUGAGCAAACUUUUACUCCUGCAUUUUCUUAAGCAAGAUAUUCCUGCCUUGAGCUGGGAGUUCUUUGUCAACAGAUUUGAGACCCUUUCUUUGGAAGCUCAGCUACAUUUGGAUUGUAACAAAGAAUUUCCUUUUCCUACAACUAUCACGGCUGUAAGGACCAAUGUUGCUAACCUCAGUGACGCAGCAUUGUGGAAGAUCAAGAGGGCUCGUUUUGCAAGGAACCGCCAGAAGAGUGUGCGUUCUCUGAGAGACAGCGUGAAGGGGCCUGUGGAAUCCAAGAGGGCACUCUCCCUCCCCGAGACCUUAACCUCCAAAAUUCCCAUGAGGUUGACCAGGCAUGAGCAGUCUGCUCCGGCUCUCGGUGGGACACGCGAACACACACCAGGACAACAGUCUCCCGAGAAUGAUAACACCAUCAAAGACCUGCUCCCAGAAGACGCUGGGAUUGACCACCAGACCGUCCAUCAGCUGAUUACAGUGCUCAUGAAGUUUAUGGCCAAGGAUGAAAGCAGCGCUGAGUCAGACAUCAGCAGCGCGAAGGCCUUCAACACGGUCAAGCGGCACCUGUACGUCUUGCUCGGCUAUGACCAACAGGAAGGUUGCUUCAUGAUUGCACCUCAAAAAAUGCGCCUGUCAACUUGCUUUAAUGCAUUUAUUGCAGGAAUUGCCCAAGUAAUGGACUAUAACAUUAACCUGGGAAAACACCUUCUCCCCUUGGUGGUUCAGGUGCUCAAAUACUGCUCUUGUCCUCAACUACGGCAUUAUUUCCAACAGCCACCUCGUUGUUCCCUCUGGUCCCUAAAACCUCACAUCCGGCAGAUGUGGUUAAAGGCCUUGCUUGUCAUCCUUUACAAGUAUCCGUACCGAGACUGUGAUAUCAGCAAGGUCCUGCUGCAUCUGAUUCACAUAACCGUCAAUACGCUCAACGCUCAGUAUCACAGCUGCAAGCCGCACGCCGCGGCGGGGCCUCUGUACAGUGACAACAGUAACGUAAGCAGAUACAGCGAGAAAGAAAAAGAAGAAGAUAGUGUUUUUGAUGAAUCUGAUAUUCAUGAUACACCUACUGGACCCUGCAAUAAAGAGUCUCAAACUUUUUUUGCAAGAUUGAAAAGGAUAGGCGGCAGCAAAACCGUGAAAUAUCAGCCGGUUGAGAUGAAUGUGCAGAGAAGUGAGAUAGAGCCGGCUGAUUAUAGAGAGACGGGUGCAUUACAAGACAGCAUUCUACACUGUGUGAGAGAAGAAAGCGUUCAGAAAAAAAAGCUGCGGUCUUUAAAACAAAAAUCUCUUGAUAUAGGGAAUGCAGACUCCCUCUUGUUUACAUUAGACGAGCACCGAAGGAAGUCCUGCAUAGACCGGUGUGACCUAGAUAAGCCUCCUGCCCAUGCUGCUUAUGUCAUGCAGAGACAUGACCAUGGACGUCCCAGACAGAACUCUGCUGCGAGGCCUGACGACCCUGAAGGCCCCGAGAACCCAGCGGCGGAAAGUUUCCAAGAAACCCGCAGGCCUGUGAUCCCCGAAGUCAGGUUAAACUGCAUGGAGACGUUUGAGGUCAAAGUGGAUUCUCCGCUCAAGCCUGCUCCCAAGGAGGAUUUAGACCUGAUAGAUUUGUCCUCUGACUCCACCUCUGGGCCUGAAAAGCACUCGGUGCUCUCCACAUCUGACAGCGACUCUCUUGUGUUCGAGUCUCUUCCCCCGCUCCGCAUCGUAGAGAGCGACGAGGAAGAGGAGACCGGGGAGCCGGCAAGUGCUGGGGCCUCUGGUAAAAAUGCUCCCUCCUCUCCCUCCCUCUGCAGCCCCCCCUCGGUCCUCAGCCUCAGCACAACGCCCCUCGUGCAAGUAAGUGUGGAGGAUUGUUCCAAAGACUUCUCUUCCAAGGACUCAGGAAGUAACCAGUCAGCAGGUGCCACAGGCUCCGCCUGUGUUGUUCUGGAGGACCCCGCAGACUCUGAAGAACGUUCGAGACUGGAGGAGUCCCAGGACUUCUCCUGCGGCAGCCCUCUCACGCUUAAACAAAAGCGAGACCUCCUCCAGAAGUCCUGUGCCCUCCCAGAGGGGUCACUGGAUGACAACCCCGAGCCCAGCAUCGAGGAGGAGAAGCCCAGCGGGCCGGUGCCAAGUUCAGGGGCAAAAACUGUCCUCCUCAAAGUCCCAGAGGAUGCCGAGAACCCAGCGGAAAGUGAGAAGCCCGACAUGAGCGCCGAGUCGGACACAGAACCGAAUCCCGAGAGGAAGGCAGAAGAGGAGGGAGCUGAGGAAUCCGAAUUCAAGAUCCAGAUUGUCCCCAGGCAGAGGAAACAGCGCAAGAUUGCUGUCAGUGCCAUCCAGAGAGAGUAUCUGGACAUCUCCUUCAACAUUCUGGACAAGCUGGGAGAACAGAAAGACCCAGAUCCCUCCACUAAAGGACUUUCAACUUUGGAAAUGCCACGGGAAUCCUCGUCUGCCCCUACAUUAGAAGCUGGUGUGCCAGAAACAAGCAGCCACUCCUCAAUAUCAACUCAGUAUAGGCAGAUGAAAAGGGGAUCCCUGGGAGCUCUGACAAUGAGCCAGUUAAUGAAGCGACAGCUGGAACAUCAGUCUAGCGCCCCCCAUAACAUCAGCAACUGGGACACUGAACAGAUACAGCCCGGGAAACGGCAGUGCAACGUGCCCAUGUGCCUAAACCCUGACUUGGAGGGGCAGCCGUUGAGAAUGAGAGGUGCCACGAAAUCCAGCCUGCUGUCCGCACCCAGCAUUGUCAGCAUGUUUGUGCCGGCCCCAGAAGAAUUCACAGAUGAGCAGCCGACGGUGAUGACGGACAAAUGCCAUGACUGUGGGGCCAUUCUUGAGGAAUAUGAUGAGGAAACCCUGGGGCUGGCCAUCGUGGUCCUCUCCACGUUCAUUCAUUUAAGCCCGGACCUGGCAGCCCCACUGCUGCUGGAUAUUAUGCAGUCCGUGGGAAGAUUGGCAUCCAGCACCACUUUCUCUAAUCAAGCAGAAAGCAUGAUGGUUCCUGGCAACGCCGCGGGGGUGGCCAAGCAGUUCCUGCGCUGCAUCUUCCAUCAGCUGGCCCCCAACGGCAUCUUCCCACAGCUGUUCCAGAGCACUAUCAAAGAUGGGACUUUUUUACGGACCUUAGCCACGUCUCUGAUGGACUUCAAUGAACUGAGCUCUAUUGCUGCUCUCAGUCAGCUCCUGGAGGGUCUAAAUAACAAAAAGAAUUUACCAGCAGGGGGUGCUAUGAUACGCUGUUUGGAAAACAUUGCUACCUUCAUGGAAGCUUUGCCCAUGGAUUCGCCUAGCAGCCUCUGGACCACCAUCAGCAACCAGUUUCAGACAUUUUUUGCCAAGUUGCCUUGUGUCUUGCCCUUGAAGUGUUCUUUAGAUUCCAGCUUGAGAAUUAUGAUUUGCCUCUUGAAGAUACCCUCUACCAAUGCCACAAGGAGUCUGUUGGAGCCAUUUUCAAAACUGCUCAGCUUUGUGAUUCAGAACUCUGUCUUCACUCUGGCCUACCUGGUGGAGGUGUGUGGUCUCUGUUACCGAGCUUUCACAAAGGAGCGGGAUAAAUUCUACUUGUCUCGCAGUGUUGUUCUGGAGCUCCUGCAGGCUCUGAAGCUCAAAUCCCCUUUACCAGAUACAAACCUCCUCCUGCUUGUCCAGUUUAUUUGUGCGGAUGCUGGGACCAAACUAGCUGAGUCAACAAUCCUGAGCAAGCAAAUGAUGGCCUCUGUACCCGGAUGCGGGACGGCCGCAAUGGAGUGUGUGCGACAGUACAUCAGCGAGGUGCUGGACUUCAUGGCCGACAUGCACACGCUCACCAAACUCAAGAGCCACAUGAAGACUUGUUCUCAGCCUCUGCAUGAAGAUACCUUUGGUGGACAUCUCAAAGUUGGGCUGGCUCAGAUUGCAGCCAUGGAAAUCUCACGGGGAAACCACAGAGAUAACAAAGCUGUGAUUCGCUACCUGCCUUGGCUCUAUCAUCCCCCUUCUGCCAUGCAGCAAGGGCCGAAAGAAUUCAUCGAGUGUGUCUCCCGCAUCCGUCUGCUGUCCUGGCUGCUCCUGGGCUCCCUCACUCACAACGCAGUGUGUCCAAAUGCCUCCUCUCCAUGCCUGCCCAUACCUCUCGACGCGGGCUCUCAUAUCGCAGACCAUCUCAUUGUUAUCCUGAUUGGGUUUCCAGAGCAAUCAAAGACCUCCGUGCUGCACAUGUGUUCCCUCUUCCACGCAUUUAUCUUUGCUCAGCUCUGGACCGUGUAUUGUGAGCAAAGCGCCGUAGCGACAAACGUCCAAAGUCAGAAUGAAUUCAGCUUCACGGCGAUACUGACCGCGCUAGAGUUCUGGAGCAGGGUGACACCCAGCAUCCUUCAGCUGAUGGCCCAUAACAAAGUGAUGGUAGAAAUGGUGUGUCUCCAUGUGAUCAGUUUGAUGGAGGCAUUACAAGAAUGCAAUUCAACAAUUUUUGUCAAGCUGAUACCUAUGUGGUUGCCAAUGAUUCAGUCAAAUAUCAAGCACUUAUCGGCCGGACUGCAGCUUCGCCUCCAGGCCAUUCAGAACAACGUGAACCACCACAGCCUAAGGACACUGCCCGGCUCGGCCCCGAGCAGCGCUGGCCUCGUGGCUCUCCGCAAGUGGCUCCAGUGUACCCAGUUCAAAAUGGCCCAGGUGGAGAUCCAGUCCUCGGACGCGGCCUCUCAGUUUUAUCCUCUAUGAGCGGACUCCUCGGCUCUCAGUGUCAACACUCUGGUUUAGCAAUAAUGGGUUUCAAAAAAAAACAAAACAAUUUGAUCCAAGCAGGUUGGGGAACAUAUCGGUACUGUACAUUCUCUUUCUAGUUUAGUAAAAAAAAAAAAAAAAAAAAA